UUGUUCCGUAAGGAGAGAGAACGACGUCUCCGGCAUGGCUUCGGCAGGGAGUUCCGUCCUCAGUAUCCAAUACGCCGACGAGGACCCUUCAGCCGGGGAUGGGGGGCUUCAGUCAAAGGAUCCUGAUGGCUCAGGAUCUCAGACGUCAGGGUCCUCGAGUAAGGCGUUCGCUGGAGAAGCCCGAGAAUGUUGGGCCGCCCGCUAUACCUUUGCCCUCAUGGCCUUCCUGGGCCUCGCCGUCGAGUAUUCGCUGCGCGUGAACCUCUCCAUCGCCAUCGUGGCCAUGGCGGGCACGAGCGAGGUCAGCGCCACAAGCAACGCCUCACAAGACGUCUGUCCUCUCACGAAUAAUGGCACGGAUUCGGGAGGAAAACAGACGGAAGGGGAGUUCGACUGGGACGAGCAGACGCAAGGCUUGGUUCUCGGGGCCUUCUACUACGGCUACACCCUCACGAACCUGGUGGGCGGGCGGGCGUCGGAGCACUUCGGAGGGCGUCUGGUCUUCGGCCUGGGGGCGGCCACGUCGUCCUUCAUCUCCCUCCUCUCCCCACUGUGUGCUAGGACCUCCACAGGACUCUUCAUUGCCUCGAGGGUCCUCAUGGGACUUUCACAGGGGGUCACGAUGCCAGCGCUGAAUUCCCUGAUGGCGACUUGGUAUCCCCCUGAAGAGAGGGCCAAGUUUGGGCCUUUGAUUUACGGAGGCAUGCAGUUUGGCACCAUCGUCUGCCUUCCGGUGAGUGGCUGGUUGAGUGCCUCGGGGUUCCUUGGAGGUUGGCCAUCAGUCUUCUACGUCUUUGGAGCCCUAGGACUAUUGUGGGGGGUUCCUUGGUUCCUGCUGGUGCACAACCGGCCAGAGAGCCACCCGGGGAUAUCCGCGGCGGAGCUGGAAUUCAUCGCUGGCCACAGGAACACGGUGAAGAAGUCGGAGAUAGUGGCCAUACCCUGGAGGGCGAUUAUUACCUCGGGUCCGGUGUGGGCGUGCGUGGUCAUGGCUUGGGGCGGCUGCUUCGGGUUCUACGCCCUUUUAACGGAGCUGCCAACGUACCUCGCCAACAUCCAGCACUUCGAUAUGAGCAAUAGCGGCGUUCUCUCCGCCCUGCCCUACGUGUGCCUGUGGGUCAUCGCCUUGCUUUGGGGCGCCCUUAUGGAUAGACUCUACGCUUCGGGCCACCUGUCUGUCAGAAGGAUUAGGAGGCUUUCUACAGCUUUUGCCAGUUACACGCCCGCAGUCGCUCUGGUCGUCAUGUGCUUCGUGAACUGCAAUUCCACCCUGGCCAUAGUCGUCCUGUGCGUGGCCGUAGGAUGCACCGGAACCUCCUACAGCGGGAGCAUCCUUACGGAACAGGAUAUCGCUCCCAACCUGGCGGGGACGCUCGUAGGAAUCACCAACACCGUAGGAUCUGUCACGGGGUUCAUUGCUCCGGCUGCGGUCGGCGCCAUCACGAAGGGAAAUCAAGGGUCCCUGAGCGCCUGGAGGACGGUGUUCGUCGUAGCCAUAGCAACUUACGUGGUCACGACAACUCUCUACCUUUUCCUCAUGUCAUCCGAUGUCCAGGCGUGGAAUGAGCCGAGAGAGGUCAAGAAAGAGGUCAAAGAAGAGACGAGAUUCUGAAAAAGCCUGCACGUACUUU
Messenger RNA from Penaeus vannamei (Pacific white shrimp), 1631 nucleotides. Its product is annotated as sialin. The record is from RefSeq and is a predicted model, not a curated record. Lineage: Eukaryota; Metazoa; Arthropoda; Malacostraca; Decapoda; Penaeidae. Gene Ontology annotation, biological process: transmembrane transport; monoatomic anion transport. Gene Ontology annotation, molecular function: transmembrane transporter activity. Gene Ontology annotation, cellular component: plasma membrane.